This is a messenger RNA of Lichtheimia ornata, 2049 nucleotides long. RefSeq lists its product as uncharacterized. The record is from RefSeq and is a predicted model, not a curated record. Lineage: Eukaryota; Fungi; Mucoromycota; Mucoromycetes; Mucorales; Lichtheimiaceae. The coding region runs from base 1 to 2049 and encodes 682 amino acids. Gene Ontology annotation, cellular component: SCF ubiquitin ligase complex. The transcript has 2 exons. Gene Ontology annotation, biological process: SCF-dependent proteasomal ubiquitin-dependent protein catabolic process. Gene Ontology annotation, molecular function: protein binding.
AUGAACAAAAGACAACGCCCCAAUGUCAAUGUCAAUUGUUCGACUCAUGGAGACGACCCAAGGGAAUGUCAGCCAACACAGCAGCAACAACCGGGUACAACAAUGAAUCCAGCCAUGGUCAUUCAAGAGACGACAAUUGCGUUCCAGCAUCUCAUUGACAAACAGCUCGACAUGCUCGAUCAGCGUGCAGCAGCCUAUGCUCAAAAGGCAAUGAUACGACAUGCUUUGGACGAUUGCAAGUUCAUGAUGGAUAAGGCACCUACGAGCCCAGUUGGGUUUUUACGCACCGGUGCCAUACACGCUAUGCAAGGUCGAUAUGCAGCAGCGAUCCAAGUCUAUGAACAAGGAAUGUCAUCCGCAUCAUCAGACACUCCUGGAUACGCACGCCUGGAAGAUGAAAAGAACAAAGCACAAGCUCUAUUGGAUACAACACGCGUCGACUUUAUUGCAACAUUGCCGUUGGAUGUGGUACAGCUUUUGGUGCCUUUAUUUUAUACGGGUCUAAUCCCUGGUGAUCAACACGAUUGUUUGGAUGUCUCAAAGACGUGGCGGGAGCGCAUAUGCUGUUGCACAGCAUUUCGUGUCAAUGCAUUACGAACAGUGAUGGCAUCUCGAUACACAAGGCAGCAGCAACAGCUUCAAGAUGCUCGUAUCCUCCAAGUUGCUCCCUAUAUUGUAUCCAUGCAUUUCAUCGACACUUUAUCUAUGCGGCAAAGAAAUCUGUACAUGAGUACGAUCAAGAAUGGAAGGUUCAUCAGGUUGCGAGAACUCUACCUCAAUGAUUGUGACAUAACCGAUCCUGAUCUAUUCCUUGCAGCACUCAAGCGAGUGGGACACACAUCACUAAAGAAGCUGCGCUUUCAAGAUGAGAAAUGGGGAACAGAGCUACCGUUGGUCAAGGUGAUUAGCUGUUGCACAGAACUUGAAGAGCUGGAAUAUCAUGGCGAAUGUAUCCUGUAUGAAGACGCAGCAGCAUUUCCGACACCAAGCAAGAUACGCAUUCUUAAGCUACGACCCUAUGAUGAGGAUAUUGAAUACGAUGCUCUCAAAAUGAUCCUUGAAAGGUGCCCUGCGCUCACUUGUUUUGUGCUACAUCAAUGUGUGUCUCCCGAAUUGCUGGAUCUCGUUCGACAACAGCGUCCUCAGCUACAACAUUUGACAUUCAAUGACGUGCUCUACAGCCUCGAAUGCAGUCCACAUGAUACAAGUAUGAAGAGUUCAGGAUUGACAUUUUUGCAAGUGGGCAACAUUAUGGAAUCGGAUUUGGGUCCUUUGGAACGAUGCUUUGAACAAUGGGCUACCACGCUUGAAAAGCUCUUUCUUCAUAUGGGCGAAGACAUUUACUUAAGGAAUCACCAAUUACUCACCGGCAAUACGAUCCUCAGCAAAUUGGAAUCCAUCGAGAGUUUCUAUUUCGAUCAUGUGGGCGACUACAUUGUGGCAUCCAUCAUUCGCAGUGCUCCCAAUCUAAAGACAGUGGGCUUUUUCGAAUCGGGUCAUAUCACCUACGAGGUCUUUGAAGCUCUCUACAAGCUACGUCAUUUACAGGUGCUCUUUCUCGGUGAUUGUAUUGUGGAUGAUAUGGAUGGAUGGUUACGGUUUUUACGUAUGCACGGCGAAUUGGGCGAGCGAUCAACAUUGAAGGAGCUUGGCAUUGGAAAAAACGCAUCACCAAGAGCAUUGGAGGCAAUAGGGAAGAUGCGAUCCUUGGAAAGUUUGGAUAUGACGAGAACAGCACCCGAAGCAGAAUUAUGCUCGUGGAGUCUUUUGGUGUUGGCGAGAGAACUUCAAACAUUUCCUCAUUUUACCCGUUUCAUGGCUCGUGAAGAUAGCUUGGUGGACGACAGAGCGCUCAAGGAAAUUGCAAAGAUACCCACACUCCAAUGCUUAGAGCUAUGGUUCCUGAGUCAGAUUACAGAUGAAGGCGUCGUCGCAUUGGCCAAUUGUUCUCAACUUCAAAAACUUGUGGUGUUCGACUGUGGCAGAGUAACACCAGCAGUGGUGCAUCUUGUUAGGCAACAGCUGGGAAUAUCAUCCAAUCAAGACUAA